GUCGGAAUGGGUUCCGGAGCCGGCGGAUGUAGCUUCUCAGUCUUCACUUGACACCGGGCGGCUGCUUGGCUGCUGGUCUUGUCAGCCUCUGGGUUGCCAGGUUCAUGUGGAGGCUCCCAAGCACCCGCGCCGUACUUCGUGGGGUCCGGACGGCGGUGGAGCAGCACAGCCGGACUGAAGCGGCUCCUGAAAAGGCGGCAGGCGCGAUGGAGCGCGCUGUAGUGCGCUGUGUUCCCUCGGAGCCCAAGCUGAGCUUGUCGUUUGCACUGGCCGACGGCAGCCACAAGAACAUGCAGCGCGACCAGAGUGAGCCGCUGGGUCGGGCCCUCAGCCGGAUCGCUACCAAUGCCCUCAAGGGCCACGCUAAGGCAGCCGCAGCUAGAAAGAACCGGAAGAACCGGUCCAACGCGAGCGGUGGCGCGGCCUGUGCAGGGUCUGGGUCGGAGACGGCAGCAAUCUGCGAGCCCGUGGUAAAGCUGUACUACCGAGAAGAAGCAGUGGCUGAGGAUGUGCUCAACGUGGACGCCUGGCAGGACGGCGCGGUGCUGCAGAUUGGCGAUGUCAAGUACAAGGUGGAGCGCAACCCACCCGCCUUCACCGAGCUUCAGUUGCCACGCUACAUCAUGGCCGGCUUCCCCGUGUGCCCUAAGCUCAGCCUUGAAUUUGGGGAUCCGUCUGGCUCUCUCUACCGCUGGUACAAGGAAGCCAACCCUGGUGCCGCGGAACCUGAAGGUGGUGGCCCUUCGUCAUUGUCUCCCUCUUCGCCAUCUUCUACUUGGACCGAAACGGAUGUGAAUGAGCGCGUCUACAUCCCGUCCAAUGCUGACAUCGGACUACGGCUGAAACUUCACUGCACUCCAGGCAAUGGGCAGCGUUUCGGGCCGAGCAGGGAAUUGGAAAGUGUGUGUCCAGUGGAGGCUGGGCCUGGUACUUGCACUUUUGACCAUCGGCAUCUCUACACCAAAAAAGUGACAGAGGACGCUCUCAUCCGCACUGUCUCCUACAACAUUUUGGCAGACACGUAUGCCCAGACUGAGUUCUCACGGACUGUUCUGUACCCAUACUGUGCCCCCUAUGCCCUGGAGCUUGAUUACCGCCAGAAUCUUAUCCAGAAGGAACUCACAGGCUACAAUGCCGACCUCAUCUGUUUGCAGGAGGUUGACCGCGCGGUGUUUUCGGACAGUUUGGUACCCGCAUUGGAGGCUUUCGGGCUGGAGGGCGUGUUUCGAAUCAAGCAGCACGAAGGCCUGGCCACUUUUUACCGGAAGUCAAAGUUCAACCUCCUUAGCCAGCAUGACAUUUCUUUCCAAGAAGCCCUGGAGUCUGACCCACUUCACAAAGAAUUGCUGCAGAAACUAGUCUUGUACCCAUUGGCACAGGAAAGAGUGCUCCAGAGAUCUUCUGUCCUUCAGGUUUCAGUUCUUCAAUCUACAAAGGAGUCUUCUAAAAAGAUAUGUGUUGCUAAUACCCAUCUCUACUGGCAUCCAAAAGGUGGGUACAUUCGUCUCAUUCAAAUGGCAGUAGCUUUGGCUCACAUUAGACAUGUCUCAUGUGAUCUGUAUCCUGGCAUACCAGUUAUAUUUUGUGGGGACUUUAAUAGUACACCAUCAACAGGAAUGUAUCAUUUUGUCAUCACUGGCAACAUUCCAGAGGAUCAUGAAGACUGGGCUUCCAAUGGGGAAGAAGAAAGAUGCAACAUGUCUCUAACACAUUUCUUCAAACUGAAAAGUGCUUGUGGUGAACCAGCUUACACAAAUUAUGUUGGUGGCUUUCAUGGAUGUCUAGAUUACAUUUUCAUUGACUUACAUGCUUUAGAGGUUGAACAGGUGAUUCCAUUACCUAGUCAUGAAGAAGUUACCACCCACCAGGCCUUACCUAGUGUUUCCCAUCCUUCUGAUCACAUAGCACUUGUAUGUGAUCUAAAAUGGAAAUAGAUUUCUGUUUAAUGGAAUUUAAGUAUAAAAAGGAAAUUAGUUACUUUGUAGAAAAUUUGGUAUGAAUCAAAGCUAAUAUGUAACUUUCAAAGAGGAAAUAAUAGACUCAAUGGUAAAACUUUCUAUUCAUUCCCUACUAGUUAUGUUCCAAGACUAUUUAUGUUUGCAUCAUAUAGACCCUUUUUCCCCCUACACUUGGAGGUAAAGCAAAUAUAUUUAUGGAGAAACAGGAAGUUCAAAUAUUGUGUACAUUUUUAUAAAUGAUUUUUAAUAUAAUUAAGAAUUUUUUAAGUACCAUUUGAAUGAUCUUUUAAUUUUUUUCAUGACACAUUUCAGAUUGAAUCAUGUUUAUUUAAUUAUAUGAAAAAAUGCAUACAGGUUAAGGUGAAAGACCUAAAUUCUGACACAUGGAAUAACCUUAGGGUCUACCUCUACCUCAAUUUUGUCAGCAUUUUAUUACAAUUUCGGAGUUGACAAAAAAUUAAAGUUGUUGUUGUUGA
Messenger RNA from Ictidomys tridecemlineatus (thirteen-lined ground squirrel), 2434 nucleotides. It is a transcript of the gene Pde12, whose product is annotated as phosphodiesterase 12. Lineage: Eukaryota; Metazoa; Chordata; Mammalia; Rodentia; Sciuridae. Gene Ontology annotation, biological process: nuclear-transcribed mRNA catabolic process, deadenylation-dependent decay. The record is from RefSeq and is a predicted model, not a curated record. Gene Ontology annotation, molecular function: 3'-5'-RNA exonuclease activity. Gene Ontology annotation, cellular component: mitochondrion.